AUGACGCAGAAGAUCGACCACUACGAGGCGCGUAUCCGGGCGUGGGCGUUGAUGUUCGAGUUCGAGCCCCGCGUAGGGUUUCUGAAGGAGAAGCUGCACUCCGUCUACACCGUCGUCCGCGCGGUGCUGGGGUCGACCUACCUGCCCAAAGUCCUCGCCUACAUCCUCUCCGCGAGCAACUUCUUGAACGUGGGGAGCCGCUACCAAAACGCGCAGGGGUUUCCCAUCACGCAGAUCAUGAAUAUCGUGAACUUCCGGACCACCGAUGGGAAAGGGGUUCUGCUCGAGUACGUCGUCGCGUCGAUUACUAAAAAGGAGCCGGAGCUGCAUGGGUUUGUGGCGGAGAUUUUGCCGAGCCUCGAGGCCGCGCAGGGGGUGAUUGUCGAGGAUAUCGAGGCCGAGCUCACGUCGCUGCGCACCUGUCUAAAGAGUUGUGGUUCGUUGGUUCACUCCAUCAUGCACGAUCAGCGGUGGACCGCGGUAUUAGGCAAGUUCAUCUGCCACGCCACGCCACUUCUGGAGGAGGUGGAAUGCCUCGCCGGCGACUUGGACGCCAGCAUCCGUCUCUUGCCCGAUUUUUGCUGUGAAAAUAGACAAGAAUUUUCCCUAAAUGAGGUGCUCCGCGUCUUGUGCGUCUUCUGCAAGCGUUGGGAGGAGGAACGGGUACGCCAGGAGGAGAAAGAGCAACGUAUCAUGCGCACUAAGCAUCACGAACGACGCACCGAGACUGGAAACAAUGCGCAGACGGGGUAA
Phytomonas sp. EM1 is the source of this 753-nucleotide messenger RNA. The record is from the annotation of a GenBank genome assembly. Lineage: Eukaryota; Euglenozoa; Kinetoplastea; Trypanosomatida; Trypanosomatidae.